AAAUAAGUUGAAUACAAAAACUAUCAAUUGUCCUUUGCAACCACAAAUCGCCAAUGUAAAGGGCAAGCGAAUGUAUGUGUGAGUGAACACAGUAUACAAGUGAUGGUCGAUUAAAUUAAUUUAAUAUCGAUUGUUUAGUUUCUCAGCCACUCAUGAGCGAUUGUCAAUGUGAAAAAAUUUUAUACCUGAUUCUUUUCUACAUUCAUUUCUCCAUUUCAAAAAAUGACGACAAAUGUAUCCCAAGAUAUUCAAGAAGAAAAUGCGGCCGAGCUACAAUUUCCAAAAGAAUUUGAAAAUCCAUCAACAGAAACCUUGUUGAUAUCCGAAGUGAAUUUAUUAUUGCAACAUCGUAUCAAACAGAAUGAAAAUUCUGAAGAAGAACAGGAAUUCUCUGAUGUGUUCAACAAAACAGUAAAUUAUACAACUAGAUUUAGCCGUUUCAAUAACCGUGAAACGAUCGCCACUAUUCGUCAGAUUUUAGGACAGAAAAAACUACAUAAAUUUGAAAUGGCUCAAAUUGCUAACCUUGCUCCUGAAACGCCAGACGAAGCUAAAGGAUUAAUACCAAGCUUAGAGGGACGAUUUACCGAUGAUGAAUUGGCCCAAAUGUUAGAUGACAUACAAACUCAACGCAGCAUUCAGUAUUAAUUAAUUCAUGAACAAUUUUUUAUUUUGAUUGUAAUUCAAAUUUCAUUUUUUUUCAAU
Molecule: messenger RNA, 705 nt
Organism: Dermatophagoides farinae (American house dust mite)
Lineage: Eukaryota; Metazoa; Arthropoda; Arachnida; Sarcoptiformes; Pyroglyphidae
Gene: Polr2D
Product: RNA polymerase II subunit D
Biological process (GO): DNA-templated transcription initiation
Cellular component (GO): RNA polymerase complex
Molecular function (GO): nucleotide binding
Source: RefSeq, a predicted model, not a curated record